This is a messenger RNA of Chenopodium quinoa (quinoa), 1736 nucleotides long. RefSeq names its product protein DEHYDRATION-INDUCED 19-like. The transcript is spliced from 4 exons. NCBI's taxonomy places the organism in Eukaryota, Viridiplantae, Streptophyta, Magnoliopsida, Caryophyllales, Amaranthaceae. The record is from RefSeq and is a predicted model, not a curated record. The coding region runs from base 389 to 1102 and encodes 237 amino acids.
UUACAAAUUUUUUUAAUCAAAUACUCCGUAGUAAUAAAACAUAAAAACAAAAUUAAAAAUCCGUCAAAAUGAAAAGUAGGACCACGAUGUGUAAACGCAAAACACACGCACAACUUGAAAAACACAUCACCCCGAAUCUAAGCCUCCCUCUCGCAUUCUAACACGCUUCCACCACCCACCACCCAUUUUGUCAAUUUUGCCGUUUACUUAUUCACUAUUUUUAUUAAUUAACCAACAAUUUUAAUUAGUAUUACAUCUUCCCCAUAAAUUAAUCAACUUUUCUUUCUAUAAUAAAAGUUCGGUUUUUUCUGACAUUUUUUCUGCCUUCCAUUGACUCUCUCUUUCUCUUUCUCUCUCUCUCUCUCUUCAAAAUCAAAGCUUUUCAUCAAUGGAUUCUGAGUUUUGGACCACCCGUUUAGCCGCUGCAAAGCGGCAGUUUAAUAUGCAACACCACCAUAAUCACCAACUUCAUCAUAACUCUUCUCAUCUUGAUCGGUUGAAUAUGGAUGAUUUUGAGAUGGAAGAUGAGAUUCGACCUGAUAUUCCAUGCCCGUAUUGUUAUGAAGAAUUUGAUAUCGGUUCGCUUUGUACCCAUUUGGAUGAUGAACACUCUUGCGAGUCUCGAGCUACCGUUUGCCCAAUCUGUUCUGUUAAAGUUACGCGAGAUAUGCUGAGUCAUAUCACGUUGCAGCAUGCACAUUUAUUCAAGAUCCAAAGACGUCGUAGAUUGCGCAAAGUUGCAAUUCCAAAUAGCCAAGCACUUUCCCUGCUCGGCCGAGACCUUCGUGAAGCUCACCUACAAGUGCUUCUAGGAGGAGGUGGAUUUCGAUCAAGUAGUACACAUGCCUCUAAUGCUGCAAAUGAUCCAUUCCUUUCAUCACUUAUCUUAAACUUUCCUGGAUCAGAGGUUGAUGAACUUACCAAGUCUGUGGCAUCCAGCAUUGAGGAUACAACUUCGAAAAAUACCUCAACAGACCGUUAUUGGAAACCAAGUUUUGAUUCUUCAUUAAGUUCUGAAGAAAAAGAGAAGAGGAUACAUCAGGCAGCUGGUAGAGCUGGCUUUGUACAAGAUCUGCUUCUCUGCACCCUACUGGGCGAUUAGUGAAGUGAUAAGUUAUCAAAAUAAAGGUAACUGAGAUUUCAAGUAGCACAAUGACUGUAUAUUGGAGGGAUUAAUUGCAUUACUUCUGCACUUGCUGGCUCCUAGAAUCGUCAUGUCAUGAGAUUCUAUGCAGUUGCUUAACCGAGCUAGUGCUUACAUCAAAACAUAAACAUCCCUUCAGAAAAAAACAAAAUAUAAAUCUCAGCUACGUUUUGAAGAAACAAGUCUUUCAUGGCUAUAGUUUCUCCGUUUGCAAUUUGCUUUUAUUCCUGCCUGCUAGUUUGUGGGUAUUAGUGCGGAGGAAGGCUGAUAUGUACUUGUAAAUUUCGAAAGGUGAAACAGUCUUCCUCGUGCGAAAUUGGAGGAUGUGCCUGCUUGUUUGCGUUGCCCUUUGCUUCCUUGGGAAAAAGAAGGGAUCAUAGGUUUUACACUUACGCUUGUAUAACAAUUGCUAAUUAACUUGUUCUUUCAUCCAGUUAUAAUAGAAAUGUAACUUCAAAUUGUUGUAUUCUUAUCAAUUAGACUUUGUUAUAGUGCUUAUCAAAGCAUAACAGUGUAAAUCAUACAUGCUGAAGCAUUUCCAUUUUGAUAGUGUAAUUUGAAUUAAUAAUGUGAUGACUAAAUCUUACGAGUA